AUGGCGGCCUCGGAGGCGGCGGCGGCGGGGUCCGCGGCUCCGGCGGCGGGGACCCCGGUUGUCCCGGCGGCCGCGAGGGGAGCCGCCGCCGCCUCGGGCCCGUGGGGGCCGCCGAGGCCGCGCCUGAGAGGCCGCCGCCCGCGACCCACGCCGGCGAGGCAGCCGCCGCAGCCCGCGGCCCGGGAGCUGAUCCAGCCGUCGGUCAGCGAGCUGUCCCGAGCCGUGCGCACCAACAUCCUGUGCACCGUGCGCGGCUGCGGCAAGAUCCUGCCCAACAGCCCCGCGCUCAACAUGCACCUGGUCAAGAGCCACCGCCUGCAGGAUGGCAUAGUAAAUCCAACAAUAAGAAAAGAUUUGAAAACCGUACCAAAAUUCUACUGUUGUCCAAUUGAAGGAUGUCCUAGAGGUCCCGACCGGCCGUUUUCUCAGUUUUCUCUCGUUAAACAGCACUUUAUGAAGAUGCAUGCCGAGAAGAAGCAUAAGUGCAGCAAGUGCAGCAACUCGUACGGCACUGAGUGGGACCUGAAGAGACACGCAGAGGACUGCGGCAAGACCUUCCAGUGCACAUGCGGCUGUCCCUACGCCAGCAGGACCGCACUGCAGUCUCACAUCUACCGAACCGGCCACGAGAUCCCUGCUGAGCACAGGGAUCCACCUAGUAAAAAAAGGAAAAUGGAAAACUACCUGCAAAGCCAGAAAUCAUCCAACAAGACGAUUGAAUCAUUAAACAACCAACCAACUCUUCAACCAGAUUCCCAAGAACUCAGAACUUCAGAAAUAAAACUGGUCACCUCUUUUGAGGACUCUUGUGGUUCUAAUGCCAGAAAGCAGAAUAUCUCAGCACUUCCAAGAAAUCAGAAGUUGCUUCUACCGAAGCCCAGAGUGGCUCUGGUUAAACUUCCGGUCAUGCAGUUGUCUCCCAUGCCGGUCUUUGUGCCUGCAGCGGAGUCUUCGGGCCAGCCUGUGGUGUUGGGCGUGGAUCAGGGCUCUGCGGCGGGGGCUGUGCACCUGCUGCCCUUGUCCGUGGGAACCCUGAUCCUUGGCCUGGACUCAGACGCUUGCUCUCUGAAGGAGACCCUACCUCUCUCUCAAAUUGUCAGUCCUGGUGAGCCGGUUAGUACAGGUGUUCAAGUGAACUUGGGUAAAAGUCCAUCAAAUCCUUUACAAGAACUAGAGAACACAUGUCACAAGAACAGCAUUUCUUCAACCAACGUACAGACGGACCUGUCCUAUGCCUCACCAAGCCUGACACCUUCUGCUCGGUGGCUUGGCCCCGACUCCUCCGUGUCGUCUUGUUCUCAGACCGAUCUGUCCUUUGAUUCCCAAGUGUCCCUUCCCAUUAGCGUUCACACCCAAACACUCCUGCCCAGCUCUAAGGUAACUUCGUCCAUAGCUGCUCAGACUGAAGCUUUCAUAGACGCCUGUUUCCAGCCAGGCGGGAUCUCCAGAGAAACCCAAACCAGUGGCGUGCAAAAUCCCGCACCUGCCCAGGUACCCCUGGACCACGCCGGCCUGUGCGGAGGCAUCUUUGGGAGUGUGCACUCAUCCUACAGUGUGCCCACAGACAACGACAUCAGCAGCAGUUUAGUAGCAGAGACAGUGACUCAGAGUUUGCUACCUCAGAAUGAUCCCAAGACUUUAAGUCAGGGCAUGGAGAGGGCUGAAGCCGUGCUGGACUUCAGCGCGCAGAGCGCGAUGCUCCCCGCGCAGAGCACGACGGAUAACCAGACCCAAACCAUCGAUCUACUGAGUGACUUGGAGAACAUCUGGUCCAGUAACCUGCCUGCUCAGACGCUGGAUAACCGCAGUCUUUUGUCUGACUCAAACCCUGGACCUGACGCCCAGCUUCCCUCCGGCCCAACCCAGAACCCUGGGAUCGAUUUUGAUAUCGAAGAGUUCUUUUCAGCCUCAAAUAUCCAAACGCAAACUGAAGAGAGUGGACUGAGCACCAUGAACCCUGAGCCAGUCUUGGAGUCACUGGACAUAGAGACCCAGACCGACUUCCUGCUCGCAGACCCCUCUGCUCAGCCCUAUGGCUGCAGGGCGAGCUCCAACUUCCUAGGCCUGGAGAUGUUUGACACACAGACACAGACUGACUUGAACUUCUUCUUAGACAGCGGUCCUCCCCUGCCCCUGGGAAGCCUCCUGAAACACUCCAGCUUCUCCAUGAGCACCGACUCCUCCGACACAGAGACGCAGACCGAAGGAGCCUCGGUAGCCAGACCCAUCCCUGCUCCGGAGAGCAAGGUUCAGCUGAACAGUGCAGAGACACAGACCAUGAGUUCUGGUUUUGAAGCCCUGGGGAGCUUGUUCUUCACCAGCAAUGAGACUCAGACAGCCAUCAACGACUUUCUCGUGGCCGAUUUGGCCUGGAACACGAUGGAGUCUCAGUUCAGCUCCGUGGAAACCCAGACGUGUGCAGAGCUGAGCACGGUCUCCACCUUCUGAGCACCCUGUGUGGCGCUGGCGCCGCCAUGCGGACGAGACACCGCCGACGAUGCUGACUAUGGAAUGUAGCGACUGCGCUCCUCCCUCCCUCCGCCUUCUGUACACUGUGUCCAUGUGAGUGUAUUAUAAAGCGUAAGAUGUUGAGUUCAAGAUGAGUGUUUGCGUUGCCUACAUUUGCUCUCACAGCUUGUCUUUUCGUCCUUUGUUUUUUGUAAGUGUAUUUCAGACCUGUAUUUUAAAACCCACACAGCCAUUCAGCCGAAGCGAGGCUUGCGAGGUACUGGGGUGCAAACUCCUGGAGCCUUCCUAAUGCGCCAGGAACUGCCGCCACGCCCGCGCCAGGGCUCUGUGUUCCGAGACCGCCACCGCCACAGCCCCGUCUCACACCAAGGAAAACCGCCAUCGUCUUGCGCUUUGCACAUUGUCGUGUGGUCGCUGUCCUUUCUCCCGUGAGCUGCUCCCGCGGCUGGGGCGGUGCACGGUCCGUCCUCGGGAGCUCCGCUGCUGCGGUACCGCCUCGCACGAGCAGCGGUGCCCCGAGCCACCCUCCCGCAAGAUUAAGGCAGCCAAACCACAGGGACCGGUGGCGCAGUCACGGCUCUUGGUUUAUCCUCGGGGUACCCUGGGGGGUGCUCUGCUUUUGAAACGUUUUCCUCUGGGUGACCAGAUGUGCGGUUUUCUGCAUGCCAGCCAGCAGCCGGGCUGGCAGCAGACCCUGGCUGGGUGUCUUGUGAUGUAGUUCAUGUGCUAGAGCCACUACUGGAACUCAGGAAAAUCGUGUUACUGCUGAGGUGCUCGGGGAGAGGUGGGGGAAGGGGAACCGGCCUCCACCUCCUGGCACGCCUGCCUCCCGGCUACCUACAAGUGCUCCAGAGCCAGUGCUUUGGGGUUUGACGGGAGCUUUCAUUACAUGAGCUUGGUUAGCUUCACUCUCGGUCCUUCUCCCCCUUUGCAUAGCCUUCGUCUCCCCCAUGGCCAGUCCCCAUCCUGAGGCUGCCCAGGAGCUACCAGCCAUCAGCCAGCCAGCCCAGUAACAUGCAAACCAGACGGACGGCAUUCUGGAGAUGACAGACCCGCCGUGUUUCACAGUACAUGCUCCUCGCUCUCCCGCGGGUCAGGUGAGGCCCUGGGAGGCUUCCCACCGUCUCACUGUCCCUCUUCGUGUUGGAAAGGACACCCGUGGCCCCAGCCGAGUCUCAGUGUGUGGUGUCCCUAAGCUUGACAGGGCCAGAAUGCAGCCCAUGCUUUCGUGGGGCCCUUUCCUCCCAUCCACCGCUCACUUUUCCCUAAAACAAGGAAGCACUUUGGUCCAGUAACUUGCUGUGACACUGACAAUUACGCAACAGACCCAUCUCCAGUGCGGUACUCUGUGAAGAUGGUGAAAACCUAGUGUUUUGGUAUUCAAGGACUUUUUUCUGUGUAGAGGCAAAAUCAUGGCGGAGUGAGGGUUUUUCUGUGCCAAGCAGACUGAAUUCCUGGUUGUUGCCCAACUUGCAGGCCAGUAAGAAUGAGUACAGUUGUGAGUUCUCUAAGUCUACCCCAAAUUCUCUGUUCUUCCUGUGGGUAAGUCCCCAAAAUAAAAUGUAAGAAGAAAUUGAUUUGUUAAAUCAAAUGGAUACUGUUGCUAUUAGCCUACCCAUCCACUUAGUGCACUGGGCUUGAUAAUGGGUUAAUAAGAUGGCCUUGUCACGCCAGACGGACUCUUCCCAGGAGAAAACCUUGGCUUUGGUCAUAGUUGCCUAGGAAUGUGGGUUUCAGAGCAAACAUAAAGCCUUAACUUAAAUUUUCAUGUUUUAGGAUCAUCACAGCCUUAAUAUUUAAACCUCUAUUUAAGUUGUCCUAAUAAAGGAGGUGCAUGUUUAUUUAUGGCUUUUUGUAAAUACAAAUGCAGUGAUCUGCAGCUUUAAUAUUUGUUUCUGUGACAAUGUUUGUUAUCCUAGCCAAUAGUUACGUACAGAAAAAAUGGAGCAUGUAAUUGUUCAUCAUGUACAAGAAGUGCCCCCACAAAACUUUCGUCACCCCAAUUGUCUGUCCUAAGACUAUUUGUAAAACCUGAAAUUCAGUGAUUAAAGAGCCUAGAAUUCUA
Perognathus longimembris pacificus (Pacific pocket mouse) is the source of this 4534-nucleotide messenger RNA. RefSeq names its product ATM interactor (gene Atmin). NCBI's taxonomy places the organism in Eukaryota, Metazoa, Chordata, Mammalia, Rodentia, Heteromyidae. The record is from RefSeq and is a predicted model, not a curated record. Gene Ontology annotation, molecular function: transcription cis-regulatory region binding; DNA-binding transcription factor activity, RNA polymerase II-specific. Gene Ontology annotation, cellular component: nucleus. Bases 1 to 2448 code for a protein of 815 amino acids. Gene Ontology annotation, biological process: regulation of transcription by RNA polymerase II. The transcript is spliced from 4 exons.